UUUGAUGCAGGUAGCAAAAAUCUCUUGAAGCGUUAAUCACUCAUUUAAAAUGAUCCUUUGAUAUAAAUUCGAGCGAUUUCUGAUAUUUAUAAAAUGUCCUUUCAUUCAAUUAGUUUUUGUUUUUCUUUUCUUAUAAUUAGUAAAAGCAAUUGAAUUAUAUCAAAUUUUCUAUAACAAUAUUUUUCUUAAUUACAACACAUAACAAUGUCAUCAGAAAACCCAAACUGUCCAUGCUCAUCAUUGAAAGGAGGUAAGCCAAUUGGAAAAACUGAAUUUAAUUCUGAUAUAAAAUGUACCUGUGAAAAGCAAUGCAAAUGUUCUCAUUGUUUAAAGAAAAAAGGUGAUAAUGGAAAAAAAUAUGUUGGUAAAACUGAAUUAGGUCAAUUAUCAUCAUGUGGCUGUGAUAAUAACAAGAAAAAAGUUGAUAAAAGUGUUGGCGCUAAAGAUGGUAAAUGUGAUAAAUGCAAUACUUGUGAAGACGAUUGUAAAUGUCAACACUGUCAAGUAAAAGAAGCAUUGAAUCUUGACAAGAGUGGUAAGACAGAGGUUGGCAAGACAGAAAUCGGUAAAACACAAAUAGGUAAAACAGAUCUCGGAUCAUGUACUUGUUCAACCAAUAAAACUGUUGCUGAUGAUUGUCAUUGUAAAGAAAAUACUUGCAAAUGCAACAAAUAAUUACAAUGAACUAUUUGGAAAAUAGCAUAGCAUAACAUAAUAUAAUAUAAUAUAAUAUACUAUAACAUAGGAGCAGUAAUAUAUCUUUUAAUUUUUUAUAUAAUCUAAUAUAAGUUAGUUUAUUAAUGGCUACAUAAAUCAUCAAAAAAAACAUAAAAUAACAAACAAGCAGUAAGGAAAUAAAAAAAUAAAAAAGAAAAACAAGUUAUUAAUCAAUGUUAUAUAGAAAUAGGCU
Messenger RNA from Ascoidea rubescens DSM 1968, 910 nucleotides. RefSeq lists its product as uncharacterized. The transcript has a single exon. Lineage: Eukaryota; Fungi; Ascomycota; Saccharomycetes; Ascoideales; Ascoideaceae. The record is from RefSeq and is a predicted model, not a curated record. The coding region runs from base 205 to 675 and encodes 156 amino acids.